GAGACCAGGGCGCAUGCGUAACAGGGCUUGACAGAGCGCGGAGGAAAAAUCCGCGAGAAGGUGGUGGAAGAAGAUGGCGGUGCUGGGGCAGAGUUUGCGAUCUUUUUAAAAUAGGCUAGUCGGGGGACUAUUCGGGUCAUGGCGUCAAACUCAACUAAGUCUUUCCUGGCAGAUGCCGGCUAUGGCGAACAGGAGCUGGAUGCUAACUCUGCCCUUAUGGAAUUAGACAAAGGUCUAAGAUCUGGCAAACUUGGUGAACAGUGUGAAGCAGUCGUUCGCUUUCCCAGACUCUUUCAGAAAUAUCCAUUCCCUAUUCUCAUCAAUUCUGCAUUCCUAAAGUUAGCAGAUGUUUUCAGAGUUGGAAACAAUUUCCUGAGGCUGUGUGUUCUUAAAGUUACUCAACAAAGCGAGAAGCAUUUGGAGAAGAUUCUAAAUGUGGAUGAAUUUGUGAAGAGAAUUUUCUCUGUGAUUCAUAGUAAUGAUCCUGUUGCAAGAGCCAUCACACUCCGGAUGUUGGGAAGUCUGGCAUCAAUAAUUCCUGAGAGGAAGAAUGCUCAUCAUAGUAUUCGUCAGAGUCUGGACUCACAUGAUAAUGUAGAAGUCGAAGCUGCCGUUUUUGCUGCUGCAAACUUCUCUGCACAGUCAAAGGAUUUUGCUGUAGGAAUCUGUAACAAAAUCAGUGAAAUGAUUCAAGGUUUAGCCACACCAGUAGACUUGAAACUGAAGUUAAUCCCCAUCCUCCAGCACAUGCAUCAUGACGCCAUCCUGGCAUCCAGUGCACGUCAGCUUUUACAGCAGCUGGUCACAUCCUAUCCCUCCACCAAAAUGGUGAUUGUUUCUUUGCACACCUUUACGCUGCUUGCCGCUUCAUCUUUGGUCGAUACGCCUAAGCAGAUUCAGCUUCUAUUGCAGUAUUUGAAGAAUGAUCCUAGGAAAGCAGUAAAGAGACUUGCUAUUCAAGAUCUGAAAUUACUUGCCAAUAAAACACCACACACUUGGAGCAGGGAAAACAUUCAGGCACUCUGUGAAUGUGCCCUCCAGACUCCUUACGACAGCCUGAAACUUGGAAUGCUGUCUGUCCUUUCCACACUGUCAGGGACCAUUGCCAUCAAACAUUACUUCAGCAUAGCUUCUGGAAAUGUGGGUUCCUCCCCCAGAUCCUCUGACUUGGUCAGAUUAGCCCAAGAGUGCUGUUACCAUAAUAACAGAGGCAUUGCAGCUCAUGGAGUACGAGUCCUAACUAAUAUAACGGUCUCUUGUCAAGAAAAAGACCUUUUGGCACUGGAACAAGAUGCUGUCUUUGGCCUGGAAUCCCUUCUGGUACUUUGUAGUCAAGAUGAUAGUCCAGGUGCUCAAGCCACUUUAAAGAUUGCUCUAAAUUGUAUGGUGAAGUUGGCCAAGGGCAGGCCUCAUCUUAGCCAAUCAGUGGUUGAGACCCUGUUGACCCAACUGCACAGCGCUCAGGAUACAGCGCGUAUCCUCAUGUGCCAUUGCCUGGCGGCCAUUGCCAUGCAGCUGCCAGUGCUGGGUGAUGGCAUGCUUGGGGACCUCAUGGAGCUCUAUAAGGUGAUCGGGCGAUCAGCCACAGACAAACAACAAGAACUUCUGGUGAGUCUGGCCACUGUGAUUUUUGUGGCCAGUCAGAAAGCACUAUCUGCCGAAGUAAAAGCAGUAAUUAAGCAGCAGCUUGAAAGUGUCUCCAAUGGAUGGACCGUUUACCGAAUUGCCAGACAGGCAUCCAGAAUGGGUAACCAUGACAUGGCCAGAGAGCUUUAUCAGAGUUUGCUGACUCAGGUUGCCUCAGAACAUUUCUACUUCUGGCUGAAUAGUUUGAAGGAGUUCUCACAGGCAGAACAGUGCCUCACCGGGUUGCAAGAGGAGAACUAUAGUUCAGCACUUUCUUGCAUUGCUGAGUCUUUAAAAUUCUACCACAAAGGGAUUGCUUCCUUAACAGCUGCCAGUACACCACUGAAUCCUUUAAGUUUUCAGUGUGAAUUUGUAAAACUCAGGAUUGACCUUCUACAGGCCUUCUCUCAACUUAUCUGUACUUGUAAUAGCCUCAAGACAAGCCCUCCACCUGCAAUUGCCACAACAAUUGCCAUGACCUUAGGGAGUGACCUUCAGAGAUGUGGCCGCAUCUCCAAUCAGAUGAAACAGUCCAUGGAAGAAUUCCGAAGCCUUGCUUCCCGAUAUGGGGAUCUGUAUCAGGCAUCUUUUGAUGCUGAUUCGGCAACCUUGAGGAAUGUGGAACUACAACAGCAGAGCUGUUUACUGAUAUCUCAUGCAAUAGAAGCCUUGAUUUUGGAUCCAGAAUCAGCAAGUUUCCAGGAAUAUGGAUCUACUGGAACCACCCAUGCAGACAGUGAAUAUGAGCGGAGAAUGAUGUCUGUAUAUAAUCAUGUCCUGGAGGAAGUGGAAUCACUCAAUCGGAAAUAUACCCCGGUUUCUUACAUGCAUACAGCAUGCCUCUGCAAUGCCAUCAUUUCCCUGCUGAAAGUUCCUCUUUCAUUUCAGAGAUACUUUUUCCAGAAACUGCAGUCUACCAGCAUCAAGCUUGCUCUGUCGCCAUCCCCACGGAACCCUGCAGAGCCCAUCGCUGUCCAGAACAACCAGCAGCUGGCACUAAAGGUAGAGGGCGUGGUUCAACACGGAUCUAAACCAGGACUCUUUCGCAAAAUUCAGUCCGUCUGUCUGAAUGUUUCUUCCACGCUACAGAGUAAAUCUGGACAAGACUACAAGAUACCCAUUGACAAUAUGACCAAUGAGAUGGAGCAGAGGGUUGAACCUCAUAAUGAUUACUUCAGUACUCAAUUUCUGUUGAACUUUGCUAUCCUUGGGACACACAAUAUUACAGUGGAAUCUUCAGUAAAAGAUGCCAAUGGUAUUGUAUGGAAGACAGGUCCCAGAACUACCAUAUUUGUAAAAUCCCUAGAAGACCCUUAUUCCCAGCAAAUUCGCCUACAACAACAGCAAGCCCAGCAACCAUUACAACAGCAGCAACAACGAAAUGCCUACUCAAGAUUUUAGCCACAUGAAGAAUGCACUACUGGCUUUAUAGGAAUGGAUCAAAUGGACAAAAAUAAUUUGGUUUUUCAUAUGGAUUAAGAUAUAAAAGUUAGAAUGUAGAGUCCAUUUAUUCAUUGGUUUCUAUAAUGUAAUGCUCUGGUGGGGGGAAGGGUUUGUUUUUCCUUAAAAAUUUAAUGUGAGAAAUCACUGGGUUCCUAGCCAGUAAGAUUUUUUUCCUUGUUCCUUCUUAAACCAAAUCCUUUAUCAUUUGUUUGACAUUUUCAUUGUUUUAUUAUUGUAUUUCUGUUGCUGAGCCUUUUCUUACUCUUUCAAGAAAAGUCAUGUAUUGGGAUCACUGACUUAAUAGAUUUGACUGCCUCUCCACCAAAACAAUCACUUGCUACCUGGCACAGACCUUGGGGAGUUCUGACCAGUCAGUACAAAGUUUAUCUGUGGUUGCAGAAACCGAGUUCUUCCAUAGGUGGACUUCAGUGUGUCCCCUGAAUUCCAGUUUUCUGGAUUUUGAGAGCUUACAAUCUAGCAGAAUUGAAACAUCCAGCUAUAUUAUUUCAACUACUUAUCUACCUUUUCUGUGCUGACACGAUCUUAAUUUAUUGUUUUAGUAUUUAAUUGACCCAAAAAACAGCUAACAAUUACAUACAAAAAUUGGAGAUUAAUCCUUUGUGUUUUCUAGUGUGUGUGUGGUUUUGUUAAUAGUGUAGACUUUUUUUACAUUAUUUCCAAGAGUGAAAACAAAUCACUCACAUUUACUAUCUUAAUGUUUUAAAUUAGGAGGGCAGAUCUUUUGAUUGGUUUGGUUUCUUCUUGGCAAGUUAUGUAAUGCUAGACUUGAUUGUCUAGAAAAAACAGCCUCUUUAUAACAACCUCAAUUAGUUGGGAUGCUCAGGGAAUAGAAGUUUUCUGGUUAGCCAGGAAACCCCUUUUUUUCUAUUUCAAUACUGGUUGAAAAUCAUUAUAAAAUAAAAUAAUAAUAAACUUUCUUGUCUUAACACAGUAUACUAGAUGUAAUUUACCUGUUCAAUCUUCAUUUGGGAUCAUUUCAGUACUCGGGAUCAUGGUUUCUAAACAUCAGGGAUCAUAGAGUCGCAGAUGGUUGUUGAUGAUAUGGGCAGUUGGGCUGUGAUCCAACUUUUUAAAUAAAUCUCACCUUUUCUUUGCUUG
Messenger RNA from Canis lupus familiaris (dog), 4188 nucleotides. It is a transcript of the gene INTS7, whose product is annotated as integrator complex subunit 7. The transcript has 20 exons. Bases 139 to 3027 code for a protein of 962 amino acids. Lineage: Eukaryota; Metazoa; Chordata; Mammalia; Carnivora; Canidae. The record is from RefSeq and is a predicted model, not a curated record. Gene Ontology annotation, biological process: snRNA 3'-end processing. Gene Ontology annotation, cellular component: integrator complex.